GGCUGAUGAUGAUGAUGAUGAAAUGUUGUAUACAUAUAUGCAGUUGCAUAAAACUAAUGUGGACGUGUUAUACAGUCUGUGCGCUCCUUUAUAGUUAUAACGGUAGCGAUUUCUAGCGAACAUUUUAUAGGCACAAUAUUUUAUUUUACAAUUACAUUGACCCUCUAGGCAGCGGCUAACAUUGGUUGGUUGAUUGGAUGAAGAUGUUGUUCUGCUUGGUAGAAGAUAGAAGAUAUUUUUUGCUAGCAACAUCGAGAAUUUCAAUCAAUCAAUUUUUUUUCAGUAUGUUUUGUGACCAUGUUACGAUGUUCGCGCGCCGGCUAAAAAGUUGUGAUAGAAUGUGUCUAUAACAAAAUGUAUUCCAGCAAUUGAUGUGUUAUUCGAAUUAUUACGAUGGGAUCUGCGUACGACGAGACUGUGUUUGAUUUUGAUUUGAACUUUCUAAACCCUACUACUACUACCACCACCACAGCUAACACGGUUCAAGAAUUGCAGGCAAAGAAUGAAAAAUUGAGAAGAUCAGUUAUUUUCUUGAAAAAGAAAAUCCUAUUUUCAAAUUCUGCUGUGACAAGGUAUAAAAAUGCAAGAAGUUAUGCUAAUGUAUUGGAAAACAACCAAGUGUUUAACAAGGAAGGGUGCAAACAGCAUCUAAUUGAAAUCAGAAACUUCAUUGAAAAAGUCACCAAGUUGGAAAAUGAAAAUCAAGCAGCAGAAAAUAGAGAGAGAGAAAAGGAUGAAACCAUUUCUGAAUUACAAAACAAAAUAUGUGCUUUGCAAUCCCUGGAAACACAGCUUAAGCUGCUACUUAAAGAGAAGAAUAAAACUGAACCAACUGUUAAGGUUGAGAAGAAAAUUAUUGUUAGAGACAGUGGAAAAAAUAGUUUAUUAGAAAAAGAAAAUGAAAUACUUCGUAAAGAAAAUGCAAAGAUUCUAAAGUUGGAGAAGGAAAUAGAAAAUCUUCGCAAAGGACAAACUGGAGUAGCAACAUCAGAAAAAAAUUGUGAUAGCCUUCUCAAAGAUAGAACCACGAUAAUCAAUUUGGAGAAAGAAAUUGAAACCCUUAGACAGGAAAAUUCUAGAAUUUCAAGGUUGCAAAAACAAAUUGAAAUCCUUUCCAAAGAAAAUGCUAAACUGUCGAAAUUAGAAAAAGAACUCCAAACCCUACGUAAAGAAGAUACUAAGAUGACGAGGUUGGAGAAAGAAAAUGAAUCUCUGAGAAAAGAUAACGCGAGAGUAGUAGUCUUGGAAAAAGAAAUUGAAACCCUUCGCAUCAAGAAUGCUAAAAUAGGAUUUUUGGAGAGAGUGAACAAAACACUACAUGAAGAAAAUGCUAGAAUUCAAAACAACAAUAAAGAAGGUCUACUAACCAAUCUCACUUCAAUUGAAGAAAAAGAAAAAUCUAAGAAGAGUAACUCAGGAAAAACUAGGUCCUUAUCUAACAGAAACAGCGAUUGGAGCGACCACAGCGGCGCUGAAAAUGACAUAUUUGAGGACGCUCCGAUGUCGCCACAACCAAGUGACAUUAUCGUUGCCAAGAAUCCCUUACCAGCCGAUAAAAAUAUAGUGCGCCGCGAAUCUGAAAACGAUAACAGCAACGAAGUCGUUAGUGUUGAUACUGGCCGGGGAUCCUCGCUGGCUUACUCUGAUAAUGAAAAAGGCUUCCAUAGUCCGGGAUAUUUUUCAAAUGAUAGUCCCUUAAAUGGAGAAAGUAUUGACAAUAAAGCAAAUAACAACAAUACACCUCAAAGGAUACUUCAAAUUGUUGUACAGGAUGAGAAUGAUGGUAUAAGCAAUUCUGAUAAAACAACUACUAGACCAGGAGAGACAAACACAGAGCCUCCAAACCAAAUUAGUAUGGUUGAAGGAACCCCUAAUCAGACCUGUGAGUUCCAAGAAGAAUCCAUUCAUUUACAAAAUUCGAAUAACAUGACCCCUAAAAAGCAUACACAGGGUGUUCUUGAAAAAGAAUGUUUAGAUUUACACAAUAGCAUGCAACAUGAAGCGCGAAUUGACGCCGAAGUAGAAAAUAUAUUUAGUACCAUGAAACUGAACUAUCAUGCUAUAUCUCCAAUCCCAAGAACACCCAUAAGGGUCAGAGGCAAUGAUUCCACCAAGAAGUCUAGUGAACCCAGUGAACAGAUCAUGAGAUGUAUGUACUUGAGUAAUAAAACUGAUCAUCUUUUGACAAAACUAAAGGGGUACCUACAUAAAUAUACUGCAGAAUAUUUUUGUAAAUUUAAUCCAAAUCUAACUCACCAAAAUUCAAAGUUUUUGCACAGAAAGGUCAAAGGUGGUAAAGACUUCAGCGCUGUACACAAUAUUGAUAAAUUAAUUCUGUGCUUUGAAGCAAUCUUAAAAACAAAACAAAUCCUAACUGAAGACUGUAAUAAGUCCUACUUGGAUGUGUCAGAUAGAGUAUGUGAUGAUGAUAACUUAUUGAUAAGAAAUGUAACAGGACUUGGAACAGAUAGUUUCCAUAACAAGCAAGGGGAAGCUAGAUCAAUUAGACAGACAAUAUCUCCUCCGAUCUGUUCUCCUCUGCCUGUGCUUCGAGAUGUUCAACGAAAACAACUUGUUCAGAACGACAAUACAUUAGUUUCGGCAAAUACAACAUUACCAGAGAUUAACAAAGAUGUUCUCCAAGAUAAACAAAAGAAAGCUAGAUUAUCUUCAAUUAAUUCUCCCAUGUCACCAGAACCAAAUCAAAACCACAAUGAUGCUAUGCAGGAGGACCAAUCAGACACACAAUUAUUGCCUCCAGUUAUCAUUGUCUCAUCGGAACCAGUGCAAAACCAUGAAGAUGGUUUGCAAAGUAAUCAAGGCAGAACCACAUUGUUUUCAAAUGAUGUAUCCAUGUUGCCAGACCCUAUGAAAGGUUGCCAAGAUGCUUCACAGGAUAACCAAAAGGAAACCAGGUUAUCUUUUGAUAUUAUUCCUGUCUCACCAGCAGCACUGGAAAAGCCAAAUAAUGUAAAGCAAGGUAAUCAGAGGAGAACCAGAUUAUUUUCCAAUGAUUCACCCAUGUCACCAGACACAAUGCAAAAAAGCCAAGAUGCUUUACAAGAUAACCUAAAGGCAGUCAGGGUAUCUUCUGAUAAUAUACCCGGUUCCCCAGAACCGGUGAAAAAACAAAAUAUUGUAAAACAAGGUAAUCAGAGGAGAAGCAGAUUAUUUUCCAAUGAUUCACCCAUGUCACCAGACACAAUGCAAAAAAGCCAAGAUGCUUUACAAGAUAACCUAAAGGCAGUCAGGGUAUCUUCUGAUAAUAUACCCGGUUCCCCAGAACCGGUGAAAAAACAAAAUAUUGUAAAACAAGGUAAUCAGAGGAGAAGCAGAUUAUUUUCCAAUGAUUCACCCAUGUUGCCAGACACAAUGCAAAAAAGCCAAGAUGCUAUACAAGAUAACCAAAAGCAAGUCAGGUUAUCUACUGAUACCACGCCUGUUUCACCAGCAUCUAUGGAAAACCAAAAUAAUGAAAUGCAAAGAAAUAUCAGGAGAACCAGAUUAUUUUCAGAUGAUACACCCAUGUCACCAGACACACAUGAUAACCAAAAGGAGGUCAAGUUACCUUCUGAUAAUAUACCUGUUUCAACAGCUGUUUCCCCAGAAUCAGUGCAUAAACAAAAUAAGGAAAAGCAAAGUAAUAAGAGGAGAGCCAGAUUAUUUUCCAAUGAUUCACCUAUGUCACCAGACACAAUGCAAAAUAGUCAAGACCCUUUGCACAAUAACCCGAAGAAAGAUACUACACCUGUUUCACCAAGACCAGUACAAGACCAAAAUAAUACUUUGCAAAGUAACCAAAGGAGAACCAGAUUAUUUUCAAAUGAUUCGUCAAUGUCACCAGACACCAAGCAAAACAACCAAGACACUUUGAAAGAUAAACAAAAGAAAGACAUUACACCUGUUUCACCAAGACCAGUACAAGACCAAAAUAAUACUUUGCGAGGUAACCAAAGGAGAACCAGACUAUUUUCAAAUGAUUCGUCACCAGAACCCAAGCUGAACUGCCAAAAUGGUUUGCCAGAUAGUCAAAAGAAAUAUAGGUUAUCUUCCGAUACUUCACCUAUUUCACCAGAACCAAAGCAAAAACACGAAGUUUUGCAAGAUAAACAAGUACAAUUACUCUCAAUAACUAUACCAAUGUCACCAGACUCAAUCCAAAACAAAAGGAAAACCAGGUUAUCUUCUGCUACUUCACCAGUAUCAACAGCAUCAAUACAAAACCCCAGCAAUAUUGUGCCAGUCAACCAAAGAAAAACUAGAUUAUCGUCAAUUACUUCACCCACGUCACCAAGAACAACUUACAACUACUCAGAAGAUUUGCAAAAUAACCAAAGAAGGACCAGACUAUCGUCGAAUUCUGUACCUUUGUCACCACCAAUCGAAAGUCGCAAAGAUGAUUUGCAAAAUAAUCAACGAAAAGCCAGAUUAUCUUCAGUUGCUUCACCCAACUCACCAGCACAGAUACAAACCCUUAACCAUGCUGUUUCUGAGGAAUCAAUUACAGACGAUGAACCUAUAAUAAAUUUAGGUAAUGCUUAUCGUUCACAAGAUAGCGUAGAGAUGAACGGAUUGUCCAUGAAAGAGAGCACAGUCAAAAAAGCUAAAACCAAAAAGAUAACUAAAUUAGAUAAGCUCAGAAAGAAUCUUGCGCCAAAAUAUAAAAUUAGAAAAGAAACAUCCCCAGUAAAAUCUCUAAUUAAACCCAAACACCUAACCCCUAUCAAGAAGCAAGUGUCCAGGAAUGUAACAUCCGCAUCUCUAAAUGACAAAGAUGUCUAUGAAAAAGCUGUGAAAAUAAUGGCAGAAUUAAAUUCCCAAAAGCUUAGUAAAGCCAUGAAAUCGCCGACCAGAUGUACUAAAGAACCAAUGUCUCCCAAACCUAAGAAUAACAUGGAUAUAGAAAUUGACAGUUGUAAUGAAAAUAAGACAUCUCAAAAUAGCUUGGUUACAACUAGAAACAAACGAAAGCUUUCUGAAGUAACAGAUCAGUGCUGCGUGGUUUUAACAAAAGACCCAUUAUUAUUUAUGGCUUGCGAAGCUAAAACGUCUCCGACAAAAACAAACGAUGAUAACGAAACAUCCGUCGACACAACUUCAAGGAAAAGACGCAGACUCUCCUCAAAUGAUUCUGUAGUAAAGUGUAAGAGGGUUUUGCGAAGUUCUGCUGUACAAUUAAGAUCAAGUACAGAGGAUAAUGUUGAAAUAUCUAAUACAAAUGACGAAAGAACUAAGGAAACAAGUAUAGACCCAAUUGCUGAGAAAAUAAAAACUACUUCGACUACCUGUGAACCUAAGCCACUGGUGGCUGAUACCCAAAAAGACGAGAAUAUGAAGAAAUCUGAUGAUCGCCAUCAACUUAACACCUAUGAAGAUCUUGAUCUAUUUGCUGAAGAUAUACAAGUUGAAACACCAUCAGUUUCAGUAAAGGAAAUAGAUUCUAAUCCAUCAACAGCUUGUCAACCAAAAGACAGCAUCUUGUGUUGUAUGUUAGAAAAAUAUGGCACAGCUAGUGUGAAGCCUUUUGCUAAGAAAAUACCAGAUUCGAAAGUCAAAUUAAUUUGUGAAAAAAUUGAACAAGAAGUAGCCACAAUAUCAGAACUACCAUUGAACGACACGAAAAAUGCAAUGAACACAUUUGUGGCAGAUUUGCGAAAGCUUAACUACAAGGUCUUCAUAUCUGGCUUAAUCAAGUAUUUGACGAAGCCAGAAAGAAAACUGGAAUUGUUUGCAAAACUGUCUUCUCCAGCUGCUCCGGCAAUGACUAAAGCUGAACAAAUUUUGCUGUAUGUCAUAACACAUCUCAAAACACACUGGCCCACCGUAGACAUUGUCGACGCUGUGCUAUCCAGCAUAGAGUAUGCACUGUUCAAAUUAAACAGAACACCAGAAUUUGAAGUCAUUGAAAGUACAUCCCAUUUCUAUGCGCUCCUUUGUAGAUAUUUCGGAGCGAAAAGUCGAUUGAGACUAUUUAUUUUAGAUGCCAUGUAUUGUAUUCAAUUUAAAUCUGUACCCUUAAUUAAACAAUGUCUGGAAGUUUGGAUGCAUAUAAUUCCAUUGGCACAUAUGGGAAUCGCUAAAAAUCCAUUGGUGACGUGUUUAGUGUACCUUCUCCAUUUCUAUAAAUGCGAUGACAAAUUCAACCGCGUGCAAGAAAUAAGAAAUAUAUUAAGUCGGCGAUAUUUCUAUCAAAUCACCGAUUGGAAUGAAACUAAAAUCUUAGAAAUGUUUAAAAAUUCCAUCAAGGAUCUAAAAGACAUUCCCAUUGAAAACAAAAUGCUAAGACUGGCUUUGAUUAUUCUGGCCAAGCGGCACGGACCACGGUGGUGUCAAAAUAAUAUUAUCAAGAAUCUUCUCCAACCAAUGAUAGAGAAGGAGAAUGUGCCAAAUUCUGUGAAGGUGUUCUGUGUUUCUAUGAUCGGACCCCUGAUGAAGCCUUACCCAGUUGAUAUGAAAGUGCAUUGUGAAAUAGCCAUAAAUCAACUUAUAGAUAUUCUCAAUAAUAACCCAUCUCCACAAAUGGAAGAAGCAGCCAUCAUGAGCAUGAUGUUCAUCAACAGACAUGAUCAAUAUAGUACGAACCAAAUUCUUCUAACACGUAAAAUGAAACCUAUGUCACCAGAAUUAGAGAAAACUCUACGCGAUUACGUAAAAAGGAAACCAUUGCAAGUAUGGAAGAAAACUUUGUCAAAAAUUGCACGAUAAGUUAAAGUUAAGGAGGAUUAAAUUGUAUCAUACUUGUUUUCGGGGAUUUUAGUGCAGCAGAACAUUUUAUAAAAAUGGCUGAUAAGUGAUAACGUUCUUUGUAAAUAAUUAUAUAAGUGUUUCUCCACCUCAUAAGUGAUGGUUAGUUUUGUGAUUUAAGUAAGUCAUAUUUUUUAUUGUAGGUAAAAAUAUGGCUAAUCGAAUUGAUUUCGAGGCAGUUAUUUCUACCUAAUUGAAGUACUUCGUAUAUUUAAAUCUCAUCACUUUGUAAUAUUCCAUUAAAUUCAUGUCAUUGUGUGUUAUAGUUAAAAGUACUUAGAUGAUAGCAUUCGAUCUCAAAUUAUUCAUUGUAUUAAAUUUGUAUCUUGAGGGCUGCAUUUUAUUGAGCAGUAUUGUAGCGAGGCGUUACUCAGUGGGUGGUUUUGUAAUGCUGUCAUCUGUUCUAAGUCAAUAUGUAUCCUUCAGGUUUUCCUAGUUAGGCAAAUUUCAAUUUACUGCUCAAAGCAGUUGUAGUGAAAUUACGAUAUCCACCUAGUUAAUACUUACCUCGCCAUGUGGCUCGCGUUGUUCUCUUAAAAGUAAGACCAUGGCUUCAGGGUAUCUAACUAUUCGCAUUAAGUAAAAGUAUUUUGAUUGUAAAUAUAUAUCGUAAGAAUAAAAAUUCGAAAUAAGUGAUAUGUAUAACCACUUGAAUCCUUAAUAUACUAAAUAAACAGUGUUUAAUGCACA
Molecule: messenger RNA, 7434 nt
Organism: Helicoverpa zea (corn earworm)
Lineage: Eukaryota; Metazoa; Arthropoda; Insecta; Lepidoptera; Noctuidae
Exons: 11
Coding region: 394-6705 (2103 amino acids)
Source: RefSeq, a predicted model, not a curated record